Messenger RNA from Vicia faba (fava bean), 2235 nucleotides. Lineage: Eukaryota; Viridiplantae; Streptophyta; Magnoliopsida; Fabales; Fabaceae. The record is from the annotation of a GenBank genome assembly.
AUGGAGAGAGGUGUUGAUUUUCAUCCUCUAUUGAGAGGUGGAAGAAGGAGAGAGAAAUAUAGAAAUCCUUUUUCUUCAGAUGAGAUGAAAUCACUUGCAAGCAUAUGUGAAGCUUUGUUGCCUCCUCUUGACACUCAAUUUUUGAACAUCAAAGGAAUUCAACCAACAAACAAGGCUAUGAAGUUCUGGGAAGCUUCUGGCUCUGAUUUCUCUAUCCCUCAAGAGGUUGCAGAGAUGAUAGCUGAGAGAGCACUACCAGAAGCAUUUACAAUCGUUAGAGUGAUUCUAUGGAUGCUAUCAACAAGGUUUGGCACUUUGUUGCUAUGUGGAUCUCUUUGUCACACUAAGAAAUGGCCUUUCAUCAACACUUUCUCAAAUAUUUCUUUGCAAAACCGAGAAAUUGUUCUUCAGAAAUGGUUCAAGCAUCGCUUCUUGACACCUGUUAGACUUGCAUUUCUUUCCAUCAAAAUCUUUUUAGUCAUCGUGUUCUUCUCUCAGUGUAAUGAGAAUGGUGAGAACCUUGCAUGGGAAGCUAUCGGUUAUCGUGUCGAUAAUCAUGAAAACGCAAACGAUAUUUGCAACGAGAGGCCACUUGAAAAGGGAAUAGUCGAAGCUAUGAAUGAAGAUAGUGUGAGUUUGCCGCAAUCUCUUUCAAAGAAAGGUCUUGAAAUUGAAAUAGAUUCUAAAAACAACAUCCUCAAAGUGAAAUGCGAUGUGGUGAUCGUCGGUUCUGGUUGCGGUGGAGGAGUUGCAGCUGCUGUUCUUGCAAGUUCAGGCCUUAAGGUUCUUGUUCUUGAGAAGGGUAACUACUUUACUCCAAGAGAUUAUUCUUCUCUAGAAGGUCCUUCUAUGAAUGAGCUUUAUGAAUCAGGAGGAACUUGUUCAUCUUUGGAUGGGAAAAUUGCUAUUCUAGCAGGUACAACGGUUGGUGGAGGUUCUGCUGUUAAUUGGUCCGCGUGCAUUAGAACACCGGAUUAUGUUCUCAAGGACUGGUCAGAGAAUCAUAACCUAUCACUCUUUUCAAGCUCUGAAUAUGUUUCUUCCAUGGACAUCGUGUGUAAAAGGAUCGGCGUAACGGAUACUUGCGUCGAGGAAGGACUACAGAAUCAAGUUCUCCGAAAAGGCUGUAAGAAUCUCGGUCUUCAAGUUGAUUAUGUGCCGAGAAAUUCGUCACAACAUCAUUACUGUGGAUCAUGUAACUAUGGCUGUAGAAAGGGAGAUAAACAAGGGACUGAUGUUACGUGGCUUGUCGAUGCCGUGGAACAUGGUGCUGUAAUACUAACAAGAUGCAAAGCUGAAAAUUUUAUCUUGGUAAAUAACAAAGAAGGAGGUAUGAGAAGAAAGAAAUGCUUAGGAGUUAUGGCCAAUGUUUUAACAGAAAACAUCACAUGGCGAAUUCAAGUUGAGGCCAAGGCAACAAUCUCGUCCUGCGGAGCAAUUUCCACGCCACCUUUAAUGGUCUCUAGUGGACUAAAGAAUAAGAACAUCGGCCGAAACCUUCAUCUUCAUCCGGUGCUAAUGACGUGGGGACAUUUUCCAAACUCGCUGUCCGAUCUCAAGGGUAAAAGCUUUGAGGGAGGAAUAAUAACUUCUGUACACAAAGUGUUAUCGAAAGAAGACGAAUCCAAGGUAAAAGCUAUAAUUGAAACUCCAGCACUAGCGCCGGGAGUUUUUUCUACCUUGUUUCCUUGGGAAUCUGGAUUUGACUUCAAAGAAAGAAUGCUAAGAUAUUCAAGAACCGUUCACUUGAUCACAAUUAUUAAGGACAGAGGCUGCGGAGAGGUUAGGACCGAGGGUAGGAUAAAGUACGAGUUAGACGAAGAGUUCGACAAAGAGAACAUGAAGCAUGGACUGCAGCGGGCGCUGAGGAUUCUAAUAGCGGCUGGAGCGGUUGAAGUAGGAACUCACAAAAAUGGAGAGAGAAUUGUUUGCAGCGGAACUAAUGAGAAAGAAUUGAAAAAAUUUGUGGAAGCAAUAUGCGCGACAGGAGGGCCAAUGUCACAUGAAGAAAGAUGGAGUAUGUAUGCAUCUGCUCACCAGAUGGGAAGUUGUAGGAUGGGAAUGACCGAAACGGAAGGCGCGGUCGACGAAAAUGGAGAGAGUUGGGAAGCUGAAGGACUAUUUGUGUGUGAUGCAAGUUUGCUUCCAACUGCAAUUGGAGUCAAUCCCAUGAUAACUGUUGAAUCUAUUGCAUAUUGUGUUGCCAAGAGAAUUGCAAGUAGUAUAAAAGUUUAA